Messenger RNA from Chenopodium quinoa (quinoa), 2891 nucleotides. RefSeq names its product U-box domain-containing protein 15-like. Gene Ontology annotation, molecular function: ubiquitin-protein transferase activity; protein binding. Gene Ontology annotation, biological process: cell surface receptor signaling pathway; protein ubiquitination. The record is from RefSeq and is a predicted model, not a curated record. Gene Ontology annotation, cellular component: cytoplasm; nucleus. The transcript is spliced from 5 exons. NCBI's taxonomy places the organism in Eukaryota, Viridiplantae, Streptophyta, Magnoliopsida, Caryophyllales, Amaranthaceae. The coding region runs from base 359 to 2398 and encodes 679 amino acids.
AGUUAUAGCAAAAUGCUUGUAUAUAUAACAUCAAAAAGGAACAAAAGCUUGUAGCAUAUAUCCAAGUCAAUUUAAAGAUAACGAACUUUCAACUAACAUUUAAAAAACAUUUAUAUUCAUCUCAGCCUCACAAUCUUAAGUAAAAUAAUAACAACCUCUAAAUGAAACUAACCGAAAUUACCGCGAAAAUUUCCUUUUCUCAAGCAGCAUCAUCAAGAACUAAACUUUAUCAUCACCUUCUCAAUCCAUUUGGUUUUGAGUUUCUUUAUCUUUCAAUUUGUGGUUACCAAACAAAAAAAAAAAAAAAAAAAAAAACUGAUACUUAAUCAAUCAAAAGGUUUUACAUAUCAAUAACAAGAUGUUUAAACCCAAAUUUUGUAAGUCGUCUCCAAAUUUAACAUUAAAUUGUCCAAUUCCAACCUUAGGGAUCGGAAACACAAAAAAUGUAAGCCCGGCGGAAAUUAUUAUGCUCGAAGAAGAUAAUUUUAUGAUUUUUACUCCAAAAGAAGGCAAAGACAUUAUUCAUGAUUUAAAGGUUUUGACAGAAUCACUUGGAUUAAUGGGUGAUUAUAGAGUUACUCAAAGGAAGGAAAGCCAAAACCUCGUUCGACGAAUCAAGAUUAUGGAAGUUCUUUUGGAAGAGAUUAGGGACAUUAAUGAACCUCUUUCAAAUUCAGCUCAUGCCUCUUUCUGUAAUUUGCGAAGGGCUCUUUUAUCUGCCAAAAAAUUGUUAAAAACUUGUUCUGAGGGUAGCAAGAUUUAUCUGGCCCUUGAACGUGAGGCAAUUACGGGAAUAUUUCAUUCAGUGAAUUCGAAAUUAAGCCAAGCUUUGGAUGAGAUUCCUUACCAAGAUCUAAAUAUAUCAGAAGAGGUGAAAGAACAGACGGAAUUAAUGGGGCACCAACUUAGGAGAGCCAAAAGAAGAACAGACACACAAGACUUGGAGUUGUCCAUGGAUAUGAUGGUUGUGUUUAGCAAAGAAGAUGAACGAAACGCCGACAUUGCAAUCUUAGAGAGGCUAGCAAAAAAGCUCGAAUUAGGGACAUCCGAGGAAUUAAAGGAAGAAACUAAAGCUGUGAGAAGGCUUGCAAAAGAUAAAAGAGCUGAAGAACAUAUGCAAGUUAUCUUAGAUGUCCUUAAUAAAUUCAAACAAAUUGCUGGAAUUGAAGAAACCAAUCUAAUGCUUGAAGAUCAUAAUGUAAAUAAGCCCUUAGAACAACAACAAAUUAUCAAAAGUCCUACUACAGAAAUACCCCAAGAAUUUCUUUGUCCAAUCACUCUAGAAAUUAUGACAGAUCCUGUUAUUGUUGCCACUGGACAGACAUAUGAAAGGGAAAGCAUCCAGAAAUGGCUAGACUCAAAUCACAGAACAUGUCCAAAAUCAGGACAAGUAUUAGAACACCUAUCCUUAGCCCCAAACUAUGCACUUAAGAAUCUCAUCAUACAAUGGUGUGACAAGAACAAGAUUCAACUACCGCGAAAAAAAGAUCAAUCCUCCCCUGACAUAGCAACCGAUGACCCUUCCUCACCCGGACACAAAUCCACCAUAAUUCCACUCAUCCAAGAUCUCUCCUCGACUCACCUAGAUGUUCAACGGGAAGCUGUCCACAAGCUCCGAUUGCUCUCUAAAGAAAGCCCUGAAAAUAGGAUCCUUAUUGCCGAGAGUUCAGGGAUCCCUCCUUUAGUCCAACUCCUGUCAAACCCGGAUUCAAAAACAAAAGAACAUGCUGUUACGACGUUACUAAAUUUAUCUAUUGAUAGCACGAACAAGCAGCUUAUAACUGAACAUGGUGCGAUCCCUACAAUCAUAGAAGUCCUGCAAAAUGGUAACGUAGGAUCCAAGGAAAAUGCAGCAGCUACUUUAUUUAGUCUCUCAAUGUUAGAUGAAAAUAAAGUGACUAUUGGAUUAUCAGAUGGGAUACCUCCGUUGGUAAACCUGUUAGCUAAUGGUACAAUUAGAGGGAAAAGAGAUGCAGCAACCGCGCUCUUUAACUUAAGCCUAAACACCAUGAAUAAAGCUCGAGCUGUCGAGGCAGGGAUUGUUAAGCCCUUAUUAAAUUUGCUCGAAGAUAAUGAGCUAGGCAUGAUCGAUGAGGCCCUGUCGAUUUUGUUGCUCCUUGUUUCACACCCUCAAGGGAGGCAAGAAAUCGGACAACUUCCGUUUAUACAAGCUUUGGUUGAAUUUAUGGGGGGUGAUGGUACACCUAAAAAUAAAGAAGGGGCUGCAGCUAUACUGCUCGAGUUGGGCUUAAAUGGUGGAUCAUCCUUCUUGCUCGCGGCGCUUCAAUUCGGAGUUUAUGAGUGUUUGGUUGAUAUCUCAAAGAAUGGGACUAAUAGAGGGCAAAGGAAGGCUUGUUCCAUUUUGCAGCUUAUGCGCCAGUAUGAACAAAUUCCUUGAUUAUAUUAUGUGUUAGGUAAUUUCGAGAAUUGAUCCCAGGAGGGAUGCUCUAACCACUUGAGAUAUCCCUCGUUCGAUCUCUUCUAGCUAUUGUGAGUAGUAUAUCAUAUUUGAUCCUAUAGACUAUAUAGUAGGGCUUUUUUUUUUUUUUUUUUAAUUUUUUUUUUUUAAAUGGAAGAUUAUAGUAUUUAGUCAUUGUACAGUUCAAUGUUCUUAUAUUUUUUUCUUCUUGUAUAAUAAUAUAAUGCAUUCCUUGUUGUAUGUUGUAAUGCUCAAUGAAUAAUACUAUUAAUUUUGGACAAAUUAAAGGUAAUAUUCCUUGAAAUUUUUGAGUCACUCUGUGUUACGAAUCGAAUUUCAUUUCUCGGUAAUUAAGCUAAACACCUUGAAGAAAAAUUGUCCCAAUUACGUAUGCUAAUUUCUAAAUUAGACGAAUUAAUUGUAUAGUAUCCCUUGAUUGAUUUCAUUUCUCGGUAAUUAAGCUAAACACCUU